This is a messenger RNA of Melitaea cinxia (Glanville fritillary), 1077 nucleotides long. RefSeq names its product piggyBac transposable element-derived protein 4-like. The transcript has a single exon. The record is from RefSeq and is a predicted model, not a curated record. Lineage: Eukaryota; Metazoa; Arthropoda; Insecta; Lepidoptera; Nymphalidae. The coding region runs from base 1 to 1077 and encodes 358 amino acids.
AUGACGUCACAAAAUCGUCUAGCCGAUGCAGAAAUCAGUCGGUUGUUGCAUGAAACGAGUGAUGAAGAGAUUCAGGGGUCGGACAGUGAAAUUGAAGACAAUUUAUUCGAAGAUGAAGUACAGAGUGAUGCCGAAGACUGUGACGCGAGUGCUCCACCAGUGAUAAACCCAUUAGAUGCUAAAGAUGUAUCUGAAAAUGACCCUGAAACUCUUGAAAGUGCUUCGCCAAGUAUGCCGAGUUAUAUUGUCAUGCCACAACGUCAAAUUCUUAGAGGCAAAAACGAUCAUCGUUGGACGGCCACUAAAGGCAGAACAAGUGGCAGAGUAUCGUCUGCUAAUAUUAUACGGACAUCUAGGGGUCCAACUCGGAUGAAUAAAUGCCUUUACGAACCUUUAGAAUGUUUCAGUAUAUUUAUUACUGAUGACAUUGUAGAGGAGAUAACAAAAUGGACCAACGCUGAAAUCCAGCGGAAGAUUCAAAGACCUGAUGUAAAAGCCACCUUUAAAACUACAACUUGCGAAGAAAUUCGGGCUCUUUUCGGCAUUCUAACACUAACAGCUGCUAUGAAGGAUAAUCAUUUGACAACGGAUGAGCUAUUUGAUUGUUCCUAUUCAGGAAACAGAUAUGUUGCUGCCAUGAGUAGAGAUAGAUUCGAUUUUCUUAUAAGGUGUUUGAGAAUGGACGACAAAUCUUUGAGGUCUGAACUAAGGGCUACUGAUACAUUUGUACCAAUUAGAAAAAUAUGGGAGAUCUUUAUAAGCCACUGCCGAUCCAAUUACAUCCCCGGACCUUAUGUAACUAUCGACGAACAGCUUUUGGGUUUUCGGGGUCGGUGCCCUUUUCGAAUGUACAUUCCUAAAAAACCUAAUAAAUAUGGGCUAAAAAUUGUUAUGACUUGUGACAGUGCCACGCGAUACAUGAUUGAUGCUAUGCCAUAUCUAGGUAAAUGCACUCAAACUAAUGGUUUGCCACUUGGUGAAUUUUACGUUAAAGAACUUACAAAAGCAGUUCAUGGCAGUAAUAGAAAUGUUACAUGUAAUAAUUAUAUAAUAAUUGGUUCACAUCAGUUCCAUUAG